This is a messenger RNA of Portunus trituberculatus (swimming crab), 3427 nucleotides long. RefSeq lists its product as uncharacterized. The record is from RefSeq and is a predicted model, not a curated record. Bases 1485 to 1862 code for a protein of 125 amino acids. NCBI's taxonomy places the organism in Eukaryota, Metazoa, Arthropoda, Malacostraca, Decapoda, Portunidae. The transcript has 5 exons.
UCAGCAGUGGCAGUGGCAGUCAGUGUUCCGUGGACCGCCAGUGGGAUCGGUCACGCACCUUUGCCUCUCGCCGCCGCCUGGCCACGCUCCCUCGCCGCCCUGCGCUCUGGCUGAGGGCAGCGUGCGGUGCCCGAAGGCGUGGUCUUGCAGGACCGAGGCUGCCGGAAUGAAGGACUAGCCAUCACUAAAGUCGUGCCACAAUAACUUGACUCUACAUAUCUAAGUGACACAUAUCAAGACACGCUUCAAUCUUCCCCCUCGUGCCUUCCUGCGCCUCCAGGUGUGCUCCCCUCGGGUGGGGUGACGCGGGGCUGUGAACGAUGGCUUCAUAUCGCCACGCAGCGGGACGGUGCUGGUGCAUUACGUUGGUGCGUCCUGUGGGAGGCAGAGGCGGAUCUCAUCGACGGACUUAAGAAAAGAAGAAAAGUUUAGCUUCUAGGAAAGAUGAUGAAUUUUGAGGGAGAACCAAGACUCGAGGUGUUGUUUGUUAAUGAGACUUCUGAUCUUUCGAAUAACAUUUUCUCUUUUUUCUUUUUACGAGGAAAUGAGGUUAUCUUUUUUCUGUUAUUAUUUUAGCCGUUUGCUACUUUCCUUUACAAACACAAAUAUAAAACAAUAACAUAUUAAGAACUGAAUGCCAUUUAAGACAAUUAACAUAGUAAAACAUUCAGGCAUGUGUUGUUAUAUAAAGGGUGGUUUUGAGUCACAACACUUGAAUCCACUUGAUGAAGUUGACAAAUCUCAGAAUGAACAGAGACAGUGUGGUCUUCCCUUAAAGAACUUCACACUAAACCAUUCUGGAUUCAAUUAACAAGUGGCGAACCUUCAUCAACCAAGGCGGCAGGCCGUGUUCACUAGAUGUGAGGAAUAGGAAACAAGUGGGUCCUCUCCUCUGCUCUAUUUGUACAAAACUCUAUACCUUCGGCUGACAGGUUACGCACGUCCAACGAAAACAGACUAUAACAUCGUUAUGGACAUAAGUACAGAAAGACUGAAACAAAAUAUUCAGCGACAGUAAAGGAGGAUGCGAAGUAGUUCAGGAAAAUGAAAUGAAGUUGACGUACACAGAAGUUAAGAAGACACAGAAACGAAAUUUAUAAAAGCAUAAUAACUAAGGCAUUCUAUUUUCGUCAUUAUAUGUUUUAUAUAUGGUUCUUAUCCUCAAGCAAUCUAGCGUCCAUUUCUAUCACUUUUAACAUGUUUAAGUUGUGAUUGACGUUUUCAAGUCUACUUUCAUAAUUCUAGAGAUACUUAAAGAUUAAUUUCGUUCCACCAAUGGGAAGAAAAUGAAAAUCCGACUUAUUUUUGUAGCCGUGAAAAAUAAGUGUUGAUCAGAGAGCCAAGUGUUAAUGUAAUGCACCUUGCAGUGACUUCAGCACGAGGACACACACACACCGUUGGUGGUGAAGACGUAGGCAAUCAACACAGCAGCGGGCACCCAUUCCCGCCUGGCCCUCGUGUCUGCACUCUCACUCAGAUUAAUCAUGAGAGAAAACGGCACGAGUAACCACCAGCGGCCCUGCAUUCAUGUGAGGCCUGGAGCUGGGUGUGUCGAGGGUCUGCUCCCUGCCGUGUACGAGGCCGCCUUGGUACACUCAGAGACGCACCACCACCGAUCAAACCAUGGCCUUCAGCCCGACCAGAGCACCUCAGCUAUCAUCUAUGUGUCGAUCGUGGUGGUGUUCUACGUGGUCAUCAUCGCUGUCCUAGUCGGCACCACGCUGCGACGUCGAGGCCUGGGUAGCGACGAGCCAGAAGACACGAAACAUCUCUUACUAUACGACGAGAAGACAGACUCCGUGACUACAACCCCUGCAGUUCCCACCUCCAAGAUUCACGAGGCUGGUCUCCUGACGGUGUGAGGCCGAGAUGAGGUGCAAAUUAACAUGAGAAAAAGGAGCAGGAGAAUGAAGCUAGGAUAACGCAGGUGCAGGAGGUGGUGGUGGUGGUGGUGGUAGUGGAGGUAGUGGUGGUGGAAGACUGGAGGAGGAGAAGGACGCAGUAACAACAUGAGAAGAUGAAGAUAAUGAACCUGUAGAAAAGAAAGGGAGGAAAAAGAAGAAGAUGGAGGAUGUGGUGAAUACGAGAGAGGAUGAGGAUGGAAAUGGAAGGAGAAGGAAGAGAGGGAAAAACGAAAAAAAAAGAUAGAAGCCUGUUAACAACAAGAGAAUCAUAAUAAUGGAAGAAAUAUGGAGAAUGAAGAUGAAUGAGACGAAGAUGAUGAUACUAGAAAGUAGCAAAAAAGAAACAAAACGAACACCUCAGUAUAAAACAUAAGACGAUGAUUCUGAGACAAAAAAAAAAAAAAGAAAACGAAAGAUGCAAAUGACGUAACAGCAGCAGAAUGAGAAGAGAAAGGUGAUGAUGUUGGUGGGAGGAAGAGGAGGAGAAAGAGGAGGAUGAGGUGAGAUACAGGAAGAUAUAAACGAUGCAAAGGAGAGUUACGUGAAAGGCGAUGGAGAGGGAGAGGGAGAGGGAGAGGAAAGAGGGAAAGAGAGAAAGAGUGGAAGAGGGUGUCUUGUCUUCCUGACCCUAAGAAAGAGACACUGUGAGACCAGAGGAGGUAAUGGAUGAGAAAAGGAGAUUCUUGAGAGACACUUGACCCCCUUACAUCAGCCUCCCUCCUCACUCCCCCCCCUCCUUACUCUCCCUCCUCUCUCUACCUCCUCCCCCAACCCCACGCUCACAUACACCGUGGGGGGACAACCGAGCCACGAUGAAAAGCCUUGAUCCUCGGAAGAUUAUCCCUUGUUUUGGUUCACCUCCUCCUGCUGCCUCCUCCUCUUCAUCUUCUUCCUUCUUCCUCCUCCUCCUCCUCCUCCUCCUCCUCCUUCAGCUCUUUCUCUCUAUGUUAUUCCUAUGGUUUGUUCUCGUCUUUUUACUUUUCAUUUGUUUGUUUUUCUCUUCUUCCUCUUUUUCUUAUUUCUACUCCUCCUUCUCCUCAUUCUCCUCAUCCUGUAUCUCUAUUCCUCCUAUCCUUCCUUCUGCUCCUCCUCCUCCUCCUCAAAUCCCCCACGUGCUUUCUCCCCCAAAAAAACUCCUGAUGCAGUUCUUCUCCCUCCUACUCUUUCUCCUCUUCUCCUCCUACUCUUCCUCCUCUCUUCUUCCUUCUUUUCCAGAGCCACCAGUACACUACACACAACCAUCUCCGCAACCACCACCAUUAUUAGCACUAUCGGAAGAAAGUUUUGCACACACACACACACACACACACACACACACACACACACACACACACACACACACACACACACACACACACAUAUACACACACUGCUAAACAAAAGAACCUCUCCAAACUCACAGCGACUUCCCCGUGCCGAGAGAGAGAGAGAGAGAGAGAGAGAGAGAGAGAGAGAGAGAGAGAGAGAGAGAGAGAGAGAGAGAGAGAGAGAGAGAGAGAGAGAGAGAGAGAGAGAGAGAGAGA